Molecule: messenger RNA, 1077 nt
Organism: Clupea harengus (Atlantic herring)
Lineage: Eukaryota; Metazoa; Chordata; Actinopteri; Clupeiformes; Clupeidae
Product: protein FAM177B
Source: RefSeq, a predicted model, not a curated record
AAGGAUCUUUUACAUCAGAUAGGAGUGGAAAAAACUGAGUACUUCAGGUCAACUCCACUGGUAAGACCAUCUCCUAUCUAACUUCAUAUGUUAGCUGACAAUAAACCUCCACAUUCUACACGGAGCAGGGAAGAGCCCUGCCUCGAGAGUGAGGGUGAACACAGCCAUGGAGGAACACACGUGCACAGACAUCCUCAUUCCGUGGCUCUCACCAUGACUGGUAACACCAGCAUACUUGUGUUAUCAGACCGCAGAGCUGGUAAAGCACCUGGAAGUCCGGUUUGUCAUCUCAGUCUGUUCCUUAGGUCCUAUCAGCAGGGCGGUGACGUGACUAAAUAUUUACUCUGAACUGAGAAAUACCAGUGCCUCGUUGUGCUUGCACUUGCAAACUAAACUCGUGAGGAUGAAUGGCAACUUAACGAGAGAUCUCCCCACGCAAGAGACGAGUUUUGGCCAAGUUCAUCAAUCUCGUGGCCGACGGGUCAUCUACUUCUCCAGUGGGGAGACCCUGGCGGAGAGUGACCGUGAGGAAGAGGAUGAUGAAGAUGGUACUCAUAAGGAGCCCUUCUCACAAUCUGUGGACACCGAAAACCUGUCUUGGGGAGAAUAUUCUCGGUUUCUAGGGACAAAAAUAGGGAAGAAGUCAUUACAAACCUGUGAAUAUCUUGGGGAGAAACUUGCUCGUCUCCUUGGACUACAUGCUGCCAAAUACCAAUAUGCCAUAGACCAAUUUCAUCGUGAUCAAAAGAGAAAAGACGUCCGGGAGGAAUCUUCAGGCGUCUUCAUGGAGGAUGACGCGGAGAUGUUUAAUCUUGCACAGAAAAAGAGCAGAACAUACGGAGCCACCAACCCUGAGCCUGGUAGUAGUAGGCCUACCUGUGUGGAGCACAAGGCAGGUCACAACCAGGGAUACCAGGAUGAUUGAUGAUCGACGAGCUCAUUUAGUUACAAAAUAUAUAAAAGUACAAACAGAAGUUUUAACAGGUAAUUUGUGUUUGUAGUUUUUAACCCUUGUUGUGACCCUUCCAUACAAUAGUCUACCUAUGAUCAUUUGAAAUAAACUUCACUCUCUCUGUA